Messenger RNA from Odobenus rosmarus divergens (Pacific walrus), 1479 nucleotides. It is a transcript of the gene MAB21L4, whose product is annotated as chromosome unknown open reading frame, human C2orf54. Lineage: Eukaryota; Metazoa; Chordata; Mammalia; Carnivora; Odobenidae. The coding region runs from base 1 to 1479 and encodes 492 amino acids. The transcript has 5 exons. The record is from RefSeq and is a predicted model, not a curated record.
AUGCCCAGCUAUUUAGCCCUGUGGUGGAGCUCUGGAAUUCUGCUCUGCGGGGAGCUGGGGCCCCACCUGAGGACCUGCUCCUCAGCUGGGCGGGCACCUCCUCCUGUGCACACAGCCAGCCUCAGCAUAGUCCUCGCAAGCUGCCCCCGUGCCCUGGCCCCAGCCAUGGCUGUGCAGGUACCCCUGUGGCACCACUACCUGCAGGCCGUCCGCUCGAGGGGGGCGCCCCGGGUGCAGGACUACCAGCGUGCGGAGAAUGUGCUGCUCACGCUGCUGGAGCGCGUGCAUGAGCUGGACCCUCGCUUCCUCGUGGACUACUCCCGUGACCUGGAGGCCUUCCAGUUCGCCCUGCGCUCCUCGGAGGACCCAGUGGACAUGGAGGUGCCCCUGUGGGUGGACGCUGAGGCCCUCCUUGUUGAAGAGUGGGGGGCCGCCGAGGCAGGGGAUGGCCCCGCGUCCUGCCGCCUGGGUGUCUCCAGGGAAGGGGCCAGCCUGGAGCAGUGGACGGCUGAGGACAUCUCUAGCGUCUCUUCGGAGGGUAGUGGCAAGUGCUGCGGCCACAUUGUACCCAGCAAGGUCCUGCGUGUCCUCAAGGACCUUCUGGUGGCGGCCAUUGUGCACUGCAAGCACCAGAGCUUCAUCACACCAGGAUCUCUGAACGUGGACAGCCUGAGGGAGGAGGAGCUGCAUCUGUCCCUGCUGGUGUCCAGUGGCUGGAGAACCAUCCGCUUCAACGUUGUGCCCGUGGUACGGAGAAAGCACAGGGUGCCCGCCCUGGAAGGGGCCCAGCUGAUGCACGGGUUCCCUGAAGGCAGCUUGAAAAGGAUCAUCAGCCAAGAGGUGGCCCUGGUACCAGCCGGUGCCCAGCACUGGAGGGUCUCCACUGAUUACCUGCUCACCAGGCUGCUCGCUGCACUGGGCUCCUUCCCGGGCCACCGCCUGGACAGCCUCUCCAUCCUGGACCGGGUCAACCGCGAGAGCUGGCGCAAUGGCGGCCAGAGCCCCGGCCUGACCUUCCGCCACCUGAAGACCGUGUUGCUGUGGGCCUCGGUGCUCUUCCCGGAGGCGGAGGACUGGGCAGAGCUGCAGGGCGCCGUGUACCGGCUGCUGGUGGUCCUGCUCUGCUGUCUGGCCACCAGGAACCUGCCGCACUUCCUCUACCCCGAGUGGAACCUGCUUCAGGACGCCGGCCUGGACCUCAACUCCCUGUACCAGCGUGUGGAGCACUUUGCCAGCCAGCCGGAGGCCUCCCUGCGCAUCCACGUCACCCACCUGGGCCGCAGCCCCCCCCCACGCAUCGGCCACGGGGUCAAGGCGCUUCUGCAGCUGCCCGCUAGCAACCCGGCCUACUGGGCCACGGCCUACUUUGACGUCCUGCUGGACAAGUUCCAGGUCUUCAACAUCCAGGAUAAGGACCGGAUCUCGGCCAUGCAGAGCAUCUUCUGGAAGACCAAGACUCUGGACAGUGAGGAACGCUGA